Pelobates cultripes (western spadefoot toad) is the source of this 1883-nucleotide messenger RNA. The record is from the annotation of a GenBank genome assembly. Lineage: Eukaryota; Metazoa; Chordata; Amphibia; Anura; Pelobatidae.
AUUUUAUAGUAGUCCAGAAAUCUUAAGAAGUGGAGCAAUCAUCCUUACAAUAACUCGCUUUAAAAAUCUGCACAUAGUGCGAGACUGCGGUAGGACAAAAAGAAAAUCCCUUCUCUUCAAUAAACAUUAACAGGUGAGAAACCUACUUGUUAACAGUGCCAACAGCAAAUGUUAGUGUGAAAAACAAGGGUAUAUUAGUUAUGCUUUUCAGUAGAGAGAAAAGCCAUGAAUUUAGAGCUACAAGAAAAAUGGCACAGAAUAUGUAAUCACGCAGUAUUUGUACAAUAGUAAAAUCAUCUGUUCUUAUGGUGAUGGGUACAUGAAGGCUUGCAUGUACAGGGAACUAGAUUAAACACUGAAGAAGGGCAAUAACUGCAGCAGGCAGCUUAGUGAACGGAUGCACGAAAUAUGUUGCAGACACAUUUAUCACUCUAUUUCUCUGCUUCAUUUCAAUACGCAGACUGUGCUCUAGAAAGUCAGUUCUUUAGGAGACAGGGAGUGUGAGAAAAGUUUACAUUGUGCGGUUAUCCCAAUCGAGAUCAUAAUGACAAUACCAGCAUUAAUUGCCCCGUUUAUUUAGCCUAGGCAGACCCAUGCAAUCAUACAGUAAAGAUUCUUAAACAGAAACAUCACAGACAAAAUCUUUAAGCACUCUGUUUACUCGGUAAGAGCAGCGUAUAAAUUUUCAUGUAUGUUGUGUUGUAGACUGCAGUGAUGUGUUUGGAGGAACAUGCUCGAUAUUACAUUUUACGAGUCGUUCCUUUUCCAAGUCGAGUAUCUGUAGUACUGAUAAAAGAAAACAUGUUAGAUUUUGUUUUUAGAUGAUCAUUUGUUUUUUCUUGAAAGUUUUUUGUGACUAUUGUAGUAAGGUCAAUUAAUUUACAUAUCUCCGUUUUGCUCUCCAGUAUGGACUCAUUCAGCACAAAGACACUGGUCCUUCAAGCACAAAAGAAACUGCUCAGCAAAAUGGCAACCAAAUCCGUGGUGAGUGCAUUCCUAGAUGAUACUGGAAGUGCUAUUUUGGAUGACUUGUAUAAGGCACUGAAGGAACAUAGACACAGCCGCAAAGAAGCACACAAAGUGAUUAAGAAUCUCAUUAAAAUUGUGGUAAAGGUCAGUGUUCUACACCGCAAUGCUCAGUUCAGUGCUGAUGAGCGUCUAGUGCUACAAAAUUUACGGAAAAAGGUUCGCAUGCUCGCCAUGACUGCCAUUAGCUUCUGUCAGAUAGAUUUCACAUUUGACCGCCGUGUGUUGUCUAACCUGCUAACUGAAUGUCAGGAUCUCCUACUCCAUGCUGUCCAUCAUCAUCUAACGACCAAGAGCCAUGCCCGCAUUAACCAUGUCUUUGGCCAGCUAGCUGAUCCCAACUUCCUAACUGCAUUAUACAGCUCAGCAGAGCCCUUUCCCACACAUUUACAUGGGAUAUGUGCCGGUAUCAACCACAUGCUGGAGGAAGGGAACAUCUGAAGAGGUCAUCCAAAGUCGGAUCAUAUAUUACAACAUCUCUCAAAUAGGUUUCAUACAUCAUUUAAUAAAAAAAGAUGUGAACAUUUUGUUUCUGCAGUGCAAAUGUGCAUUUAUAAAAAGGAAAUAAAUAGCACUGAAAAUCCAGAUUGGAAGGUGCUACAAACCUUCAAGAACCACAGAGAGCAGUGCUGAGAAUGUAUAUUGCCAUUGGCCUAAGCAGACAGACAUUCAAGAAUUAGUGCUUAAAAUAUUCUUCAAAGUGCAUUCAUCAUUGAAAACCUUAAUGUUAAGAUAUUAGUUAUGAUAUUUAGGUAAAUGGUUAUUUUAAAACCUUUUUAAUGACUUAUGUUUACAAUAAAGGUAAAAUACUGUCUGGGCUUAGUUUUCAGAGCGUUCUCCGCUUAAAGUGAUUUAAA